Acanthosepion pharaonis is the source of this 1047-nucleotide messenger RNA. Lineage: Eukaryota; Metazoa; Mollusca; Cephalopoda; Sepiida; Sepiidae. The record is from the annotation of a GenBank genome assembly.
AUGUCUCUCUUAUAUUUCAAUUUUUUUCCUUUCCAUCCACGUCACAAAUUAUUUUUUCUUUUUGAUUUAAUAUUUCAUUUCUUUCUUUCUUUCUUUCUUUCUUUCUUUCUUUCUUUCUUUCUUUCUUUCUUUCGUUCGUUCGUUCUUUCUUUGUCCUCGUAUCCUUUUCUCCUCGUUUAUUCGCAGCUUUUUCUUUCUUUCUUUCUUUCUUUCUUUUUCUUUUCUUCCUUUCUGUUCAUCAGUAUCUCUUUUUGUUUUUGCAUUAUUCUAUAUUUAUUUAUUUUUAUUCUUUCGUUCCUUUUUCUCUUAAUAUUUCUUCUUUUUCCACGGAUUACGUACCUUUUUUCCUACCUUUAUCUUCAAAGCUUUUCUUUCUUUCUUUCUUUCUUUCUUUCUUUCACUCUCUCUUCUGACAUUUUCUUUCUUUCUUCCAACACUUUCUUUCUUUCUUUCUUUCUUUCUUUCUUUCAGCCAUUUGUUUAUUCAUUUUUAUCAAUCUGGAUUUUUUCUUUCUUUCUUUGUUAUUGUCAUUCGUGUAUUCAUUUCUUUUCAAGCUGGAAACAUUCCUUCCUUCCUUCCUUCCUUCCUUCCUUCCUUCCUUCCUUCCUUCCUUCCUUCCUUCCUUCUUUCUUUCUUUCUUUCUUUCUUUCUUUCAUUUCUUCAGUAUCUCUUUUUUUUCAUUCCUCUAUAUUUAUUUGUUUUUAUUCUUCCGUUUCUUUCUCUCUUAUUCUUUCUUCUUUUUUUUUCAGUGACUACUUUUCCCUUACCGUUAUCUUCAAAGCUUUUCUUUUUCCUUCCUUCCUUCCUUCCUUCCUUCCUUCCUUCCUUCCUUCCUUCCUUCCUUCCUUCCUUCCUUCCUUUUUUCUUUCGUUCUUUUUCCUUAUUUCUUUUUAUUUUGCUAUCCUUUUUAUAUUCCUGUGUAUCAUUUACUUUAUCCCUUUGUCUCCUAUUUGUGUCUUUGUUUUAUUUUUUCUCUUUUUCUUUCUCUACGUCAUAUUUCUUUUCCCACUCUUCCAUCUUCUUAUCUUUCAUUCAUUCUUUCUCUGA